This is a messenger RNA of Nilaparvata lugens (brown planthopper), 1688 nucleotides long. RefSeq names its product 5-hydroxytryptamine receptor 2A-like. Gene Ontology annotation, biological process: adenylate cyclase-activating adrenergic receptor signaling pathway. The transcript has 6 exons. The coding region runs from base 59 to 1672 and encodes 537 amino acids. Gene Ontology annotation, molecular function: G protein-coupled receptor activity. Gene Ontology annotation, cellular component: membrane. The record is from RefSeq and is a predicted model, not a curated record. Lineage: Eukaryota; Metazoa; Arthropoda; Insecta; Hemiptera; Delphacidae.
CUGGGCUGUGACAAAUGUGGACUACAUUCACACAAGGAACGGGUCACGUAUUGUGACAAUGAUUGUCGUGGUAUGGUCAGUAGCACUGGUGGUCAGCCUGGCACCUCAGUUCGGAUGGAAAGACCCUGAUUAUUUAGACCGGAUCAAUCUUCAACAGAGAUGUCUAGUCUCCCAGGACAUAGGUUACCAGAUCUUUGCGACCUGUUCCACCUUCUACGUUCCGCUUCUAGUCAUCCUUGUUCUCUAUUGGAAGAUAUUCCAAACGGCGCGAAAGAGAAUUCGACGAAGGAGGGCACAAAGGAAUGCGGUCCUGGAGGCGAAUAGGAGUGUGAAGGAGACGGGAGAUGAAGGACAGACGAAAGAGAGCCGGGGGGGAAAAGGACGUUGCAUUUUAUUACGAAGAGGAGAACAAGCAUCUUCGGGCAACAUAGUGAUGGAUCACAGGGAAGAGAUGACUGACUCUCAACGGCAGGCCACGAUUCAUGCUCCAGCCACCAACACAAGUGGUGAAUCCGAGAGGGAUGUGGAAGAGUCAAUACCACCCCCUACUGUCAUGGAUGUGGAGGAGUCAAUACCCUCCUCAACUGAAAUGGAUGAGGAAGAGCAAACGCAGUCUUCAACUACCAAUGAAGUAGUCCCACCGUCCCAGGAACCCAGACCAGGCCCCUCUCGAAAUAUGGAUCCAGUGCUGUGCCACCGCAACACAACAUCAGGCAAGCGCAAACGGGCUGGCAAGCCACGCAUAAAAGUCCGAUUAUCAAAUGGACGAUGUAAAUAUGUACCUGUGGACCAGUCGUGUAUGUUUCCUAGUUCCGAACUUGGAACAGCAAGACUGCUACAAAAACUGCCUUUUAGUGCUCCAGGUGGAAGUUUUGUCAAUUAUGAUCAUAAAUUCCUGAUUCGUAACUUGUUUCUCCGUUCAAGUCGCAGUAAAUGUGACAACCAGCAAGCCUCUCUAGCUUUAGUGGAAGGACAAUCCUCGACCGAGGUUCUCGCUGAGGAGGAGGCACAGAUCAGCAGUGAGGACCAGGUGACUGGAGCAGGAGGAGGAGGAGGAGGUGGAGGAGGAGGUGGAGGAGAGGGAGAAGUAGCUGUCACCACUGCCUUUACAAUAUCUUCGCCUAGCACUGAUACGAAUCAUAGGGUGAAGGAGGAGGAUGAGGAAGGGAAGGAGGUGAAUGAGAAUCAGGUCACAAACAACAACACAGCAGUGACGUCAACAUCGCUAAGCUCCGCCCACUUACCUCCACCAUCGCUGGGCGCCGCCCACUUCCCGCCUCCGCCGCUAGGCUCCGCCCACUUACAGCCUCCACCGUCACCAAGCCCCUCCCCUCUUCCCAGCCACACCCCCCACCACCCAAAACGAGACCUGAAGAAAGAGUCACUGGAAGUGAAACGUGAGAGGAAAGCUGCCAAAACUCUAGCCAUUAUAACUGGUGCUUUUGUUGUGUGUUGGUUGCCAUUCUUUAUUAUGGCACUACUCAUGCCUCUCUGUGAGAGUUGUACGAUUAAUAAUUAUGUGGCGAGCUUUUUUCUGUGGUUGGGAUAUUUUAAUUCGACAUUGAAUCCUGUGAUUUAUACAAUUUUUAGUCCGGAGUUUAGACAGGCUUUCAAAAGGAUGCUGUGUGGACAGGGUAAUGGUGGCAGGGGAAGGGGAAGAAAGUUGAGGUAAAAUUGAAGGGGGUGUU